CUCGCGGCUGCACUUUGCGCCCCUUUCCUUUCUACGAAUCGAACGCAGUCAUGAUGUUUUCCUUCGAACUGGCAUGCAAAGCUGCGGACUUCGUUGAGAAAAUAGGUUUUGACAAUCAUCCGCAAACAGAUGUCAGUGCUACCAACGUCACUUCAUCUGUAAAAAGUCGACAUUUCACGCAGUUACGUCACGCGAUUCAUCAGUAAACAUCCUAACCACAACUCGUUCAUUUCUCUUAUAUUAACUCAUCCAUGAAGAUAUCGUCUGCUAAGCGACCAAUGACGUCACGGUGCACCAGCUGAAAGUUACUGAUGUAGCGGUAUCUUGCGAGACGUUGUAAUUUUUUCCCAGUGUAUUUACCCCCAAAAUUUUUUUACAACGAAGAACAUCAUGAACAUUACAAUACUAUACGGUAGUGAAACAGGCACUGCUCAAGAUGUAGCUGAACAAAUUUGGAAAAGUGCCAAAAGAAAAGGGAUGAAAAGUACUGUCUUUGCAAUGAAUGACUAUGAUAUUCAAAAUCUUAAUUCAGAAAACAUAAUAGUGUUUGUGGUUGCUACAACAGGCCAAGGAGAUCCUCCUAAUAAUAUGAGACAAUUUUGGAGACUAUUGUUACGAAAGAAUCUUCCAACAACAUUACUUAUUGAUUUAAAGUAUGGAAUAUUAGGCUUAGGUGAUAGCUCCUAUCAAAAAUUUAAUUUUGCAGCAAAAAAGUUGAAUAAAAGAUUGAUGCAAUUAGGUGCAAAAGAGCUGUUAUCAAUUGGAUUAGCAGAUGAUCAACAUGAUUUAGGAAUAGAUGCUGUUGUUGAUCCUUGGCUAGAACAACUGUGGAUGAAAGUUGCAAGUGCAUAUAAUAUUUCUACAACAGAUUUGAUUAGCAAUCAAAGUAAAAUCAUUGAAAGAUUUGAUAUUUCUGAGACAAACAGAAAUUCUAUGAAUAAGGAAUACUACUCAGAUUAUGAGAUUUAUAUGCAAGAAGUAUUUAUAAAUAAUGAAGUGAAAGUAGGCACAAUAACUGAGAAUACAAGAACUACUAUGAAAGAUCAUUUUCAAGAUGUCAGAUUAAUUAAAUUUAAAUCAGAUAAUAUUAAUUAUCAACCUGGAGAUAUAGUAUACGUUAGACCUAAGAAUUCUAAAAAACAAGUUGAAAGAUUUUUUGAUAUAUUAAAUGAUAACAAUGUACAAUUACAUCCAGAUAUGUUAAUUCAAGUAUCUGAAAAGGAAAUUAGAGUACCUAAUGUUCUAAAGCAGACUUUAACUUUACAUCAAAUUGUAGAACAAUAUUGGGAUUUAAACUUUAAACCACGGAGAUCUACAAUGCAAGUAUUAUCUUUUAUAAGUGAAAAUGAAUUGGAAAAGGAAAAGUUACAUGAAUUUACAACAGCAAGUGGCCAAGAAGAGCUAUAUAAUUACAUUAAUAGGCCAAGAAGAAAUAUUUUAGAGCUAUUAGCAGACUUUCCUCAUACUACUAGUCAAUUAAAUGUAAGACUAUUGUUUGAAAUUAUGUCUUCAAUAAAGCCCCGUGCUUUUAGUAUAGCUUCAAGUUUAAGGGUCCAUGGAAAUGAAAUUCAUCUCCUAGUGGCUGUAGUAAAAUAUAAAACAAAACUAUUAGAACCAAGGUAUGGAUUGUGUUCUAACUGGUUAGCAGAUUUAACAGAAGGAAACAAAAUAAUAUUUUGGAUACAAAAAGGAACAUUUAAAUUUGAAUAUAAUAAGCCAAUGAUAUUCAUUGGUCCUGGUACAGGGGUUGCUCCAUUUCGUUCAGUUUUAUUUGAUAAGUCUUCAUUGGAUGAUAAUUUAAGGGACUGUGUUCUCUUUUUUGGUUGUAGAAACAAAGAAAAAGAUUACCAUUGUAAAGAGGACUUUGAAUAUUUAACACAGAAAAAACAUUUAAACUUAUUUUGUGCAUUUUCCAGAGAUCAAGAAUGCAAAGUAUAUGUACAACAUCUCAUAAAUAACCAAAAACAGCUAUGUUGGGAAUUUCUUAAUAAAAAUGGUAUCAUUUAUCUAGCAGGUAAUUCCAAAAAUAUGCCAAAUUGUGUUCGUGAAGAAUUUGUUAAUUUAACCAAAGAAAUAACUGAAUCAAGUAAAGAAGAAGCAGAAAGUUUUAUUAAACAAUUAGAAAAUGAAAACCGAUAUCAA
Molecule: messenger RNA, 2142 nt
Organism: Habropoda laboriosa
Lineage: Eukaryota; Metazoa; Arthropoda; Insecta; Hymenoptera; Apidae
Product: NADPH-dependent diflavin oxidoreductase 1
Exons: 4
Cellular component (GO): cytosol
Molecular function (GO): NADPH-hemoprotein reductase activity; flavin adenine dinucleotide binding; FMN binding
Source: RefSeq, a predicted model, not a curated record